This is a messenger RNA of Corticium candelabrum, 2901 nucleotides long. RefSeq names its product DNA mismatch repair protein Mlh1-like. Gene Ontology annotation, cellular component: MutLalpha complex. Gene Ontology annotation, biological process: mismatch repair. Gene Ontology annotation, molecular function: ATP binding; ATP-dependent DNA damage sensor activity; ATP hydrolysis activity. NCBI's taxonomy places the organism in Eukaryota, Metazoa, Porifera, Homoscleromorpha, Homosclerophorida, Plakinidae. The record is from RefSeq and is a predicted model, not a curated record. The transcript has 24 exons. Bases 397 to 2703 code for a protein of 768 amino acids.
UACCGCACAGCAACUUCGUAUGGUACAGCGAAAGAUCUAAUAGGUAUGCCUUAUUUGUCGCUACCACAAUAGCUGCAGUAGAGAAAUGUACCCAAGCAAGCAAUAGUUACAACCAUUCGUAAGUCGUGGUUGCCAGCAUAAACCUCUGUUCACGAAGUUGCCCCACCCACAAGAUUAGCAGUGCCGACGAAAGUCCUGAAUUAUCUCAAGAACGAUUGAGAUUUCAGAGAUGGUCGCCCACAUGCUGAUUGGCAGAAGACUACUGCUCCAUGCGGUAGUAAGACCAAGCGACUACAACACUCAUACGUAGCGAUAUACGGGCAUGUAUCAAAUUACUCACGAAGUUACUCCGGAUACCCUACAUAAUUAUCCGGGAGUUUGUGCAAUGAGCGGCAAAUGACUGGUCAGAUUCGCAAGCUAGACGAGGCCGUUAUCAACAGAAUUGCUGCAGGAGAGGUGGUGCAACGGCCUGUAAAUGCAGUGAAAGAACUAAUUGAGAAUAGUUUGGAUGCCAAGGCAACUGCCAUUCAAGUUACAUUGAAGUCUGGUGGCUUGAAGUUGGUACAAAUACAGGACAAUGGUUGUGGCAUCCAGAAGGAGGAUCUGCCGAUUGUCUGUGAAAGAUUCACAACGAGCAAAUUAGAGAAGUUUGAGGAUCUAAACAGGAUAGCUACUUACGGGUUUAGAGGCGAGGCUUUGGCUAGCAUUAGUCAUGUAGCUCAUGUGACUAUAACAACUCGAACUGUCGGUUCACCGUGUGCUUUUAGAGCUCAUUAUAGUGAUGGGAAGUUGGUGGCACCUAAGCCUGGAGUGAGUUGUGAUCCUAAGCCAUGUGCUGGGAAUCAAGGAACACAAAUAAUGUUUGAGGAUUUAUUCUACAAUAUGCCGACACGUCGCAAUACAAUGCGAAGUGGCACUGAGGAACAUGCAAAAAUAGCUGAUGUUAUCACUAAAUAUGCAUUACACAAUUCAGGAGUGGCUUUUACAUUGAAGAAGCAAACAGAGACAGUGGCUGAUGUUCGAACCACUGCUCAUGCUACUGUUGUGGACAAUAUCAAGACGCUUUAUGGAGCAAAUAUUGCAAGAGAAUUACUACAUGUGGAUGUGGAAGACUCCAAGUUGGGUUUUCGACUUCACGCUGAAGUUACUAAUGCAAAUUUCUCAACAAAGAAAUCCAUCUUUGUGCUCUUUAUCAAUCGUAUUCUUUCAAAAUCGUGCAUUGGUGUGUGGGUCAUUACGUUGUGUUUUCCUGCAGAUCGUUUAGUGGAGUCUACUGCUUUACGGCGGGCUGUGGAUACCAUCUAUGCUGCUUAUUUGCCAAGAAACUCACAUCCUUUUGUGUACAUGAGUGUGGAGAUAGCACCUGCUAACAUUGAUGUCAAUGUCCACCCAACGAAACGUGAGGUUCAUUUUCUUCAUGAGGACAGCAUUAUUGAAAGCAUUCAGCAUAAUGUGGAACAACAGCUUCUAGGAUGCAACACGUCAAGGACGUACAGUCAGCAGGUGUUAUUACUCGGAGCUUCCCAGUCAUUGUCAUUAGACACUGAUUCAGAUAAGCGACCAGAGAAGACAUAUGCUAAACACAUGGUUCGAACAGAUGCUCGUGAGCAGACUCUUGAUGCUUUUUUGUCACCCAGUCAACAAACCAGUGAAAGUAGAGCAGAAGAGUGUGAAAUGGAGACUGUGGAUGCCCAACAUGAGACAGAAGCUGAUGCUGUAAUGGAUGCCAGUGGCACUGACUUAAUCUCAACUGAGGAUAGUGGUCAGAAACAAGCUUCUGGAUCAACGAAGUCAAAAGACAGCAGCUUAUCAAGUCAAAAGCAACCUCUCAUUGAUGGAGACCCUGACAAGUUGAAGCUGUCUGGCUUAAAUCAACCGCAUCGUCGGAUCAUUCGACUGACAAGUGUCUUGACAUUGCGACAACGUGUCAUUGAUGCUGAGCAUACUGGUAUUCGCGAAAUGUUCCAGAAUUAUAAGUUUGUUGGAUGUUGUACAGAAUCGCUUGCUCUUAUUCAGUAUCGAACUAAACUCUUUAUUGUCAACUUUGCAAGGAUAAGUAAGGAACUGUUUUAUCAAUUGAUGUUGUUUGACUUUGGAAACUUUGGAGUAUUGAAACUUUCGGAUCCACCAUAUGUAAAGGAUCUUGUUACGCUUGGUCUGGACCAACCGGACAGUGGUUGGAAUUCAGAAGAUGGGUGUAAAGAAAAGACAGUUGAACAAGCUGUUGCGAUAAUCAGACUGAGGGAAGAAAUGUUGGCAGACUACUUCUCAAUAGAAAUAUCACCAGAUGGACGUUUAGUGUCUCUACCUUGGCUGUUGGAAAAAUUUGUUCCAGAUAUGGCCAAUCUUCCUAGUUUCAUACUACGACUAGCAUUUGAGGUUGAAUGGGACUAUGAACUGACUUGCUUUGAGACUUUGUCGCGUCAGUGCAGUGAGUUGCACAUGUACAGUCCCAGUACAGAACAACUUCGAGUGCAGAAAGACACUGACCAAAAUGAUGAAGAUGAUGCUACUGUGGAUGACAGUGAUAACAUGAUGGCUAUGUCGUUUGACAAGCCUCGAGGGUGGAAAUGGACUGUCGAACAUGUUCUCUUUCCUGCAUUUCGAACGGUGUUGAUACCUCCCAAAAAGUUUGCCGAGGAUAGCACUAUCGUUGAAGUAGCAAACCUACCUGACUUAUACAAAGUGUUUGAAAGAUGUUAAUAUCUAUAAAGUGGAUUUGGAGAUAACAAAACAAACAGGACUGAAAUAUAAGUGAAGACACUACCGGGAUGUGCAAGUAGUGAUACAAUGCAUGUAUGUGUGCUAAUAGAUCUCGAUGAUAUGUUUACACAAUUCUUUUCACUCAUUGAUCAAAGUACUGCAAUAGCUAAUGCAGAAAUUAUAUGUACUAUCACUUUG